Messenger RNA from Protopolystoma xenopodis, 2178 nucleotides. The record is from the annotation of a GenBank genome assembly. NCBI's taxonomy places the organism in Eukaryota, Metazoa, Platyhelminthes, Monogenea, Polystomatidea, Polystomatidae.
AUGUUCUCCACUUUCAUCCGCCCCGCCUCACUCUCGCCGACACCAACGCCGACGCCAACGACGCCGACGCCAACGACGGCGACGACGACGAUAAUGCCGGCGCCUGUUGGCCGAGGUCACGUCGAGUCGGAAACAACGGCGACGGCGACGGCGACGGCGACGGCGACGGCGAGGACGUGCAUGUUGCGCGCCGAGGACGGGCAUCGUCUCCUCUUCUCCAUCGACAGUCUCCUCAGGCCGGAUGCUCGCAGUCGCAAGGCGACGCCGGCGCGUCGUCGCCACGACGCCGGCCGCGGCUACGGCCUCGCCGUCGACAACUCGACGCCAACGUCGACGCCAACGUCGACGGCAAAGUCGACGUUGGCCGAUGCGGUGGCGACCUGUUGUAGUCCCGUCGAGGCGUCCGGCGGCGCGGCCGCUCUCGGCUUGACCAGUUUCCAAGAGAUGCUCUUCUUCCUGCAACGAAGUGCCGCCGAGUCCUGUUGGUCCGCGGCCCACCCCCCCGACGUCGCCUCGCAACCGGUCGUCGCGACGACGACCGGCCGACUGCAGGGCGCCGACGAAUCGGCUGCCGCCCUCUUCGGCGCCCUCGCGCCGACGGCCAAUCUGGUCGCCAUGCCGUUGCCAUGCCCCGGUUCGGCAGGGGGAGUGUCCGGCUUGUUCGAGCCUUGUCACGAGUCCGUCAAGUUGGCAGGCCUCGUGCCGCCCCUUGCGCUGCCGCUCUCUCUUCCUCUGCCGAUGCAGUUGCCUCUCUCUCUCGCUCUGCCGCUGCCAAUGCCACUGCCACUUCCGCUGACACUGCCGCUGCCGAUGCCGCUGCCACUGCCGCUGCCGAUGCCGAUGCCGAUGUCUCUGUCUCUGUCGCUGCCGCUGGCGAUGCCCGCCAGCGCCGACCAAUCAGGACACGAGGCCGGUGCCGCUUUCACUCCGGCCUCGGCGCGCCCGCUCCUCGCGCCCGCCGCCUCCGGCGCACCGCCCCUCCUCGCCGCCUCCUGCCCGUCUGGGCCACUCGUCUUUGCCAACUCGCAUGCCGGCAACAUCAUCAUCAACAACAACAACAACAACAACAUCAACAUCAACAACAACAACAACAGCAGCAGCAGCAACAGCAGCCCGUCGCCGCUCGCCUCGACGUCCGGACCCCCGCCCUCUUGGCCGGCACACGCCCCCGGCCUCGCACUGGCACUCGCACCGGGACCGGGACCGGGACCGGGACCGGGACUCGGCUCCUGCGGCCUCGCCGCUCUCCCCCCUCCGCUACAGCCGCCCUGUCGGACGCCGCAGCCGUUGGCGCCGGUCGUCGGGUCGCCGGCAGGCCGUCCCCCCUCGACGGGCGCCUUUGCUUGGGGCGUCGGUGACGGGCCGUGGGGGAGGAUGAGCUCAGUCUGGCCGGACGUGGGUCACUUGGCGACGGUCCGACGGGGCCACGAAUUGGCGGCCCGACGCGACCGAGUGAGUCGACGGAGGCGGCAUCGCGACAAGCCGAACGAAGGGGGGCGGGAGGCCGGUUUGAUGACAGACGGCGACGGCGACGACGACGGCGAAGACGACGACGAUUUGCAGGAGGAUGAAGAAGAGGAGGUGGAUGAGGUUGAGAGGGGCGAUAGAGAAAGGGGGGAGGGCGAAGAGGAAAAGAGAGAACAGGACGAAGGCGACGACGACGACGACAACGACGACGACGACGAUGACGACAACGAUGACGACGAGGGGGAGGAGGAGGAAGAGGAAGGGGAGGAGCGGGCGUUGGCCGACGGCGAGGCUGGGAGGGGGAGACCAGCCGUCGAAACUGUCGCCUUUGACUACCCCGAGCCGUACUGCCACCUUCAGACCUGCCCGACCCUCCUCGGACUGCCGACACCGACGCCAACGUCGACGUCGAGUGGAGCAUUAACGACGACGACGACGGCGACGGCGACGGCGACGGCGACGGCGACAAGCAACGGUUUGGCGGAUGCUCAGAGCCUGCUGUUGGCGGCGGCCGCGGCUGGCCUGCCGGCGCACACGUGGCUCGAGCUGACCGGCAAAUACGGUAAAGCAACAGUACAAAACGGACCGCAUGUCGCUUUUCCUAUUGUCAGCCUGACUCGUCCGUUGUGCCUAUUUCCGGCACGGCAACAAGACAUGUUGCAUGAGGAGAAUAAAAAGCAUCAUAUAAACUCGAAAGGUAUAGAAAAAUAG